Molecule: messenger RNA, 3630 nt
Organism: Acanthochromis polyacanthus (spiny chromis)
Lineage: Eukaryota; Metazoa; Chordata; Actinopteri; Pomacentridae
Gene: dcst2
Product: DC-STAMP domain containing 2
Exons: 17
Coding region: 1-3183 (1060 amino acids)
Cellular component (GO): membrane
Source: RefSeq, a predicted model, not a curated record
AUGAAUCGCCACCUUAUCGCGGUGGAGGAGUUUGAGUCUCCCAUGGCAAACUGGUCCUGGUCCCGGGUCGAGUUCAGUCCCCAGUCCUGGCCUAUACCUCACCCCCGGAGGGGCCCUCGGAUCCAGUUCCGCCCCCAGAGAGGCCCCCAGCUCCAGCUCUGCCCUCAGGGGGGCCCCAGCACAGGUCUGGCCACUGGCCCGGCCCCCGGAGGGGUCCCGCCGCCACCUCCGCUGGCACCCAGUCCUGCCUUCGGAGGGAUCCUGCCGCCACCGGUUCCCAGUCAGACUCCUGGAGGAUUCUCGUCGGAUCGGCUGCUGGUUCCCAGUCCGGCCUCUGGAGGUUUUUCGUCGGUCCAGCUGCCGGUUCCCAGUCCGGCCCCCGGAGGGUCCCCGUCAGAUCAGCUGCCGGUUCCCAGCCCAGCCUCCAGAGGGUCCUCGUCGGGCCAGCUGCCGGUUCCCAGCCCGGCCUCCAGAAGUUUCCUGUCCAGCCCCGGCCUGUCCAGCCCCUGGGCUGUCCUCCGGCGCGGCCCCUUCAGCCUGUCUGGCUCCAGCCUGUCCUGCCCCGGCCUGUCCAGCCUCCGGGCCGUCCUUCGGAGCGGUUCCCUCUGCCUGUCCGCUUCCAGCCCGUCCUGCCCCGGCCUUUCCAGCCUUCAGGCCAUCCUCUGGUUGUCCCUCCCACCUGGCCUGCCCCAGCCCGCCCAUCCCACAGGCCGUCCUCCGGAGCAGUCCCUUCAGCCUGUCCGGUUUCAGCCUGUCCAGCCCUGGCCUGUUCUGCCCUUGGGCCGUCCUUUGGAGUUGUCCCUCCCACCCGCCCGGUCCCAGCCCACGCGUCCCUUGGGACGCCCCCCGGAGCUGUCCCUCCGGCUGGAUCCCUGUGGGUCCCGAGACGCCCCGCCGGCACCUGACUGGUCCAGUGUGCGCCAGGAGGCGCACCUCGAGGGGGGGUACUGUCACGCCCCCUCUCACUCCUGUGCUCUGGCUCGUCAAGCCAAUUACGAGCGGCUGUGCAGGUCGGCCGGACGCUCUCGCAGCAGGAAGUUCAGAGGUCACCUGAUGGAGGCGGGGCGGAGCCUGCUGGCAUUUGUGUUGGGGCUGCUGUUGGCAUCUGUGUACGGACUCCUGGGUCUCCUCCUGCAGAAACAGUCGCUGUGGUUCUGGGUCCAAACCACGCUGGUGGUGGGCGGCCUGGCAGCGUUCGGUAUGGGACUGUCAGCUGGAGUCCAGGCGGACGUGGCGGUGAUGCUGCCCACACUGUGCUCAGCUCGUGGCAGGAACCUGGUUCUCCUGCUGUACGUGUCGGUUCUGCUGUCCGGUCCGUUGGCCAACACGCUGGAGAACACUGAGCGGGCUGCUUCCAGUCUGCUGUGUGGAGCCGAGCUGGCAGCCAAUCAAACGCAGGAGCUGUUGCAGCGAGCAGCCACGCCCCUCUUCUCUGCAUUGGAUGAAAUCAGAGAAAUCAGCAGGAAUGCUUAUGCCGUUGCAGGACGAGUCCAGAACUUGAUCUUCGCCCUGACAGACGGUGUCCGCCAUGUUGCUCGCACGCUGAGGAACGUCCUGCACUUCCUGGCCGACAUCGGAGACGUCUGCAACGCCCAGCUGAGCUCCCCAUACAGGAAGUGUCGGUUGUUAUUCGCCGAGGCUCGCAGCGACUGCUCCGACCUGCUGGGCGACUUCGACUUCCUGUGUGGCAUCGUGGACGCCUUCCUGCCACUGUGUAACGUCGCCCGCGUUGGUGAGCUGUUCUGCAUCAUUCCCUCCUACAUUGCAGAACACCUGAAGGAACGUCUGGCAGAUCCGGUCGUUGCAGCGUUUCAGAAACUGAAGCGGGAGUUUGAGUUCAACCUGACAGCGUCGGUGAACCUGGACGUGGACGCUAACAGCAGCCGUUCGCUGCAGCAGGUGUCUCAGGACAUCUUGAAGGAGCUUUCAGCAGACCUGCAGGUGUUCAAGAAGCUGAGCGAGCCGUUGACCUACCUGAGCCUGGCGCUACUUGCCUGGUCCUACCUCAGGGCCAUGCUCUACAGACGCAGGUAUCUUAGUGACAUCAGGUUCGAUAACAAAUACAUCACUGCUCAGUUUGAAGAGCUCAACCGACAUGUGACCUUGAGGGGCGGAGCCUCAGUCUUGCCACUCACACGCAGAGAAGCCAAGAUCUACAUCACACCCUUUUCGCUCCAGCUGACAACCAGAGAGUGGCGUGUGGUGCUGGUGGGCGUGUCCUCUGUCCUCAAACACCUGCUGAUUGGCUGCCUGCUGGUGGGGCUGGACUUCCUUGUGUUCUGGAUCCUGGAUCAGGUGAACCACCAGGUAAAGGGGGACAUCGUGGCCAGAGCCCCGGUGUCAGUGGAAGUCCAGGUGAAUGGAUCAGGUUACGCCUCAGACAUCUUCAGAGACCUGCUGGCUUCUUUCAACAUCCUGCAGCGAGGAAACAUCACAGUGGUCAGCAGGAAGUGUCUGCUGCAGCCGUCAGAACCCGACACCACGGCCAGCUUCAUCCUCGGGUUCCUGCUGGGUCUGGCUCUGCUCAUCUCUCUGACUGGAGGAUUUAUGCAGCGCUGCAGAAGAAUCAUCUGUGCUUCAUUUCAUCCAGAGAGAGAACUGGAGAGGAUCCAGUACCUCCACCAGCACAUCCUGGACCAAAGGAGGUCGGUGGGCGAAGCUCUGAGGAUGUUAGUGAGCAGAGCUCUGAGGAGGCCGAGGAUCAGAGCCGACCAAGGAGGAGAAAGGAAUCUCAUUCAGGCUCUGCUGAUUCGGUUACCUGGAGGAGCUCGCCUGUCCCACCUGCUGUCACCACCCGUCACCUGUCUGUCCUGUGGUGAGCAGGUGAAGCCGGAUGACGACAACACGAUCACCUGUGACGUCCCACAAUGUUCAGGUCUGUACUGUCAGCCAUGUUUCCUCAGUUUGGGCAACACGUGUGUCAUCUGCACGCGACCUCUGACCUUCCAGGAGGACGAGGAGGAGAUAGACUCUGAUGAUGAUGAACAGUCGUGUUUUCCUGCUGUGGCUGCUGUCAGUGAAGCAGACAUGAGGUACCAGGACCAACUCGGGUCUGACGAGUCCGACAGUGACGAAUCCUUUGUCUCUGCCACCUCACAAGGAACCUCCUUCCUCCAGAAACAAGCCCUCGCUACAGUCCAGAAACACACACCUCAAAACCUCCAGGAGCCUCCAGGCCCCUGAAGAACCCUGAAGUGGUUGAUGAUCCACUUUGUGAUUAAAGUUAUUGGAACAGGAAAUGAAAUGAUGAAGUUUAUCUGCAGCAAAAACUCCUUCAGAAUAAAAGGACAUUUUAGAGAAGAAAAAUGGACUCAAAACUUAAAAGCUGACUAGUCAAGGACUAGAUAAUAUAUUGUAAUCACUGAAAUAACUAUUACUGUAGUUUAAUGUUCAGCAUUAUGAGAAAAGUCCACAAUUGCUUGAAUCUUGUUCAGACUUCAGAUGUGUUUUUCCUCUUAAAAUGAGUCUCUCUGCUGUACUGAUGAAGUUCUGAGGCUCAGUAAUGAUGGAAACAGACCAUUAAAAAGUGAUGAAUCUAAAACCACCUCUAAGUACUUUAAAAGGCCUUGAACUCUGGAAAUAUUCAUAGUAUGAAGGUACAACUUUGAUCAUUAGUAAAGUUACUGUAGA